Messenger RNA from Trichoderma gamsii, 297 nucleotides. RefSeq lists its product as hypothetical. The transcript has 2 exons. Bases 1 to 297 code for a protein of 98 amino acids. The record is from RefSeq and is a predicted model, not a curated record. Lineage: Eukaryota; Fungi; Ascomycota; Sordariomycetes; Hypocreales; Hypocreaceae.
AUGACGAGAGCCGAUCUCACUGCCUGCGAAGUACGAGCUCGUGGCAUCUCGAUACCCACCGCAUUACAAAUCGAUAGCACUUGGACGUUUGCCGGCGGCCAGUGCCUCGCCUUGCCUUGCCUCGCUACACACACGCCCAGCACCGGCGCCACGGCCACCGCCCCUUACAGCCCGGCAGAUCGAGCACUCGAUGAGCGAAGAGGCUCAACGCAGACAAAGGGCGAGAUUCACCUUACUGCCGGCAUGAGCAGCGGCGGCAUCACAGUCGAGUCCCAAGCCACGGCACACACGCAUUAA